Molecule: messenger RNA, 630 nt
Organism: Carassius gibelio (silver crucian carp)
Lineage: Eukaryota; Metazoa; Chordata; Actinopteri; Cypriniformes; Cyprinidae
Product: heat shock protein 30-like
Exons: 1
Coding region: 37-630 (197 amino acids)
Biological process (GO): protein refolding; response to heat
Molecular function (GO): protein folding chaperone
Source: RefSeq, a predicted model, not a curated record
AGCCUGCAUGGAUUCCAGCCUUCCCUCAGCUCAUUCAUGGGAAUGGACUGGCCAGUGCGCAGUCUCUGGCCGGAGAUCACAUCUCUUUACAGACACGGAGAGGAACUGCAGGAGCUGAAGAGAAGCCUGGAGCAGCUGGAGAAACUUCAGGAUAAGAUCCUUGAGGAGAUCCAACUGAUGCCACCCUCACAGGAGAUCUACCCAGUGGCCUGCACAAUGGAGAAAGAGGGAAGCGGCUUUGCUUUGACGCUGGACACUAAAGACUUUUCCCCAGAAGAACUGUCAGUCAGACAGGUGGGCAGGAAGCUGCAUGUCAGCGGAAAGAGUGAGAAGAAGCAGGAGGAUGGGAAGGGCUCGUACUCUUUCAGAACCCAAGAGUUCAGGCGGGUGUUUGAUCUUCCUCAAGGAGUGAAUCCUGAGGCGUUGACCUGCUCCAUGGCUGAUGGAAAGCUCUAUAUACAGGCACCAGUAAAUCAGCCGUCAGAUGCCGCUGAGAGGAUGCUGCCCAUUGACUGUCAAACUGUGAAGACAACGCAGCCGGAGACAGCCGACACCAGCACCACCCAGACGACAGUCAACAAUCCUGAAAGCACUGAGCACAGAGUACAACCCUCAGCUGGACAAUCUUAA